This is a messenger RNA of Schistosoma mattheei, 984 nucleotides long. NCBI's taxonomy places the organism in Eukaryota, Metazoa, Platyhelminthes, Trematoda, Strigeidida, Schistosomatidae. The record is from the annotation of a GenBank genome assembly.
AUGUCAUCAACAUUGGAUCAUUUGAAAAAGCAUACUAUUAUCGUAGCGGACACUGGAGAUUUUAAUUCUAUUAAAAAGUAUUUACCAAUUGAUUCAACAACAAAUCCAUCUCUAAUAUUAUCUGCAUGCAAAUUACCACAAUAUUCACACUUGUUAGAUUCUGCUAUUCAAUAUGCUAAGAAAGAAAAACAAACAUUAAAUGAACAAAUUGAAUUAGCAUUAGAAAGAAUAUUUGUAUUAUUCGGUUGUGAAAUAUUGAAAAUUGUACCAGGACGUGUAUCUACUGAAGUGGAUGCUCGUUAUUCAUUCAAUGUACAAAAACAAAUAGAAAUAGCAUGUCGUCUCAUUUCAAUGUAUGAAGAAUUAGGAUUUUCUAAAGAACGUAUACUUAUUAAAUUAAGUUCUACAUGGGAAGGUAUAAAAGCUGCAAAAAUAUUAGAAUCACAAUAUGGUAUUCAUUGUAAUUUAACAUUAAUGUUUUCAUUUUAUCAGGCUAUAGCUUGUGCUCAAGCUAAUGUUACAUUAAUUUCACCAUUUGUUGGACGUGUACUAGAUUGGUAUAUAACUAAAUAUGGUAAAAAAGAAUAUACUAGACAUAAUGAUCCUGGUGUUAAUUUGGUUACUCGUAUUUAUAAUUACUAUAAAUUUCAUGGUUAUAAAACACAGAUAAUGGGUGCUUCAUUUAGAAAUGUUGAACAAAUCCUUGGUUUAGUUGGAUGUGAUUUGUUAACAAUAUCACCUAGUCUUUUAGAAGAAUUAAGUAAAAUGUCAGAAGUGCCCAGUUUAUGCUUGACUGUAGAAAAAGCUCAAACAUCUUAUGAUCAUUCUUAUCAAUCAGAUGAAUUAUUAACAGAAGAAGAAUUUCGUUGGCAAAUGAAUGAAGAUGAAAUGGCUAAUGAUAAAUUAACUGAUGGUAUAAGACGUUUUACUAAUGAUGCAUUAAUAUUAAAAGAUUUAAUUAAAACACGUAUAGAACAACAAUAA